This is a messenger RNA of Ilyonectria robusta, 1056 nucleotides long. RefSeq lists its product as uncharacterized. NCBI's taxonomy places the organism in Eukaryota, Fungi, Ascomycota, Sordariomycetes, Hypocreales, Nectriaceae. Gene Ontology annotation, molecular function: DNA-binding transcription activator activity, RNA polymerase II-specific; zinc ion binding. Gene Ontology annotation, biological process: regulation of transcription by RNA polymerase II. The transcript has 2 exons. The record is from RefSeq and is a predicted model, not a curated record. Bases 4 to 1056 code for a protein of 350 amino acids.
UUAAUGGAGUUUAAGCCACGCCGGGCUCACAAAAAGUCCCGCGAUGGCUGUGUGCAGUGCAAGGAGCGGCACCAAAAGUGCGACGAGACACGCCCAGUCUGCGUUCUCUGCGCUACUACCCAGCGGCAUGGGGAGCCACGGCGAGAAGAGAACCAAGUCUAUGCCCUAGAGCACAUGGUCUUACUUCGGCAUGCAGAAUCUGAGAGCGCACAUUUCAUGAUGUGCGACGAAAGUUCAGACGCUUUGGUCUCUAGUAUUUGCGACCUGGCGCUCACUUCUCAAUAUUUGAUGGACGAAUUCCUCGCUCUGUCUGCGUUACAUUUGAGUGUACAUGAUCCUUCUAAACACGGAAAGUACUCGCGAAUGGCCGUCGAGCUGCAGGUUCGAGCCCUAUCUCUUCACAAUCCUGUGACGAUGGAAUUGUCCGAGCAAAACUGCAUCCCUCGUUUUGUCUUCUCCGCUCUCCUGGGCCUCUACGUGCUCCAUGACACCCUUUCGACCAUUGAGAACGACUUUGACGCCUUCUUGGGCAAGUUUGGGGAUUACCUCAAUCUCCAACAAGGUGUCGGCGUUAUUUGCAAAGAAUUCUGGCACGUCAUCUCAAGUUCAAAAGGGCCAGCAUUCUUCGUGAGUGAGGAGCAUAUCAGCCCAGACGGGAGUAAAUUGACGAGCUCGGGUCACGCGUGCGACGCAAUCGAAGAAAUGCUAAUGGAGUCUAUCCUGCCUCCAGCAUCUCUCGACACAUGUCGGAGUGCAACAAAGUGGCUCAAAAAUGCCUUUCGUCUGUUCGAAAUAUUCUCCGCACGAGGGAACAGGCGAGUUCACGCCGCGAUAGCGUUUCCCGUCAAUGUCCCCCCGAGGUAUGACGAACUGUUGAGGCAAAAGGCGCCGGAAGCUCUUGUCAUUCUGGCGCAUUAUGGGGUAUUACUCCAUCGAUGUCGGGAAUUCUGGAUUAUUGGUAGUGGAGGAAAGGCAAUGAUUCGAAUCAUCGCAGCCCAACUUGGGCAGCAGUGGCAUCGCUUCAUGGAACUACCCAAUGCUGUGGUGAGAGACUAG